GGUAAUUUUACCCUGGAUGGUCUACCUAGCAACAGAUGACGCUGCAGGUCAGCUGACGUCUCUCUGGUUGUUAGAGCGCUCUCAGGGAAACUGUGUCAGAGUUUGUGAAGUCAAGAGAGGAUCAUGGCUUCUUUCCUCAGCGUCUGCCUGCUCUUCCUCAGCGUCUACACAGCAGAUGGAUAUCUGCAAUAUGUGACUGUCCGUUGUGAGUUCACCUCCUCUGAGCAGAAGGACAUCCAGUACAUCAACUCAUACUAUUACAACAAGUUGGAGUUGAUCAGGUUCGACAGCAGUGUGGGGGAGUUUGUUGGAUACACUGAGUUUGGAGUGAAGAACGCAGAGAGCUGGAACAAGGGUCCAGAACUGGCCGAUGCGAGAGCUUCGAAGGAGACGUACUGCCAAGGCAACGUUAAGCUCUACGAGCAGUACACCCUGCCUCACUCAGCGAAGCCCUACGUCCGGCUUCACUCCACGGUCUCUCCCAGUGGAUCACAUCCGGCCAUGCUGGUCUGCAGCGUCUACGAGUUCUACCCCAAACUCAUCAAAGUGAGCUGGAUCAGGAACGGACAGGAAGUCACCUCUGAUGUCACUUCCUCUGAAGAGCUGGCUGACAGUGACUGGUACUACCAGGUCCACUCCCACCUGGAGUACACGCCCAGGUCUGGAGACAAGAUCUCCUGCAUGGUGGAGCACGUCAGCCUGGGAGAGCCUCUGGUUACUGACUGGGACCCCUCCAUGCCAGAGUCUGAGAGGAACAAGGUAGCCAUCGGAGCUGCAGGACUGAUCCUGGGUCUGACCUUAUCUCUGGCCGGGUUCAUCUACUACAAGAGGAAGUCCAGAGGACGGAUCCUGGUUCCCAGCCACUGAUCCUGGUCCUGGUUCCCUGCCACUGAUCCUGGUCCUGGUUCCCAGCAGCUGAUCCUGGUCCUGUGUGUGUCUUCAAACCGCUUCAUGUGCUGCUAGCUGCUGAUUCUGUGAUGAUCUGAGCUCUGAUACUCUGCCGGUCUGAACCCUGAUCCAGGACUCUGGUCAUCAUGACUCUGUUGGGAAUUAAGGGCUCCAUAUAAACCAGUAUAUAGCAGAUAUAGUGCAGGGGGGGGGGGGGGGGGUGGUAUUUACUCUGACAGACCAGGUUCAGUCUGGACUCUGCUAGUCUUUGUGUGAAAUCAAUAUGUACUUAUAUCCAAAGCUCUGUUUCUAAAUCAAUGUACUCCAGGUAGUUUAAAGCCUUCCUCCAGGGUUGCUGAUUGUGAGACUUUUCAAUAAACCUUGAGACUACU
Trematomus bernacchii (emerald rockcod) is the source of this 1280-nucleotide messenger RNA. Its product is annotated as H-2 class II histocompatibility antigen, E-S beta chain-like. The coding region runs from base 124 to 867 and encodes 247 amino acids. The record is from RefSeq and is a predicted model, not a curated record. Gene Ontology annotation, biological process: immunoglobulin production involved in immunoglobulin-mediated immune response; antigen processing and presentation of exogenous peptide antigen via MHC class II; immune response. Gene Ontology annotation, molecular function: MHC class II protein complex binding. Lineage: Eukaryota; Metazoa; Chordata; Actinopteri; Perciformes; Nototheniidae. Gene Ontology annotation, cellular component: MHC class II protein complex; membrane. The transcript is spliced from 6 exons.